AUGGGACGUAAUCAGGAGGGACAAUUCAACGGAGCUGGAAACUCCGAAUCGGCGGGUGCGUUUCAUCCGAAGUCUCGUACUGGAAUCGGGAAUCUCCCCGCCCGUGUUCGGUAGUAGAGUGGCGAGCGAUACACACACACACACACACGAAAAGUGAGGGGGAGCGUGUGUAUACAAACAUGAAAACAGGCAAAUAUUCAUCACAUGCACGCGUCGGACGUCCAGACAGAUUCUCAUUGACUGUGUGUGUGUGUGUGUGCGUACGGCGCGCGCCGCAGCCGCAUUCCGCGCCGCCAUCCCAAACUAUUGUAGUGACGCGCGCGCGGACGCGAACUUUUUUCUCGCGCUUCUGGAAAACUAUCGGUUCUUUAAUCAUUGCUCCUCUCCUACGUUUGCUCCCACGAAUUGGGCUACGCGCCUUUAAAUGAGACGGUCCUCGACUAUUAUAUUGCAGUUUUCUAUCUCCGCCCCCUCGGACCCCUCGAAAUUGCUGAAAACCCGAUUUUCGUGCUAAUUCGUUCUGUUUUUGUAGCGCCAGUCGUUCAGUUUGUGAAAAAUUAGCGGUUAGCAGUUUUCCGUACAACUUUGGUCAGAAUUCUGAUCCUUCAUGAUGGAAUAUGGCUCAAUUUCCCAUUGUUCUUUAGAUCUUGAAAUACUUUUUCCAGUGCUUCUUUGGCAAGUUGGCUUUUAACCCAGACUAGGCUAGAAACCAUAUAAAUCAUAAAUCAUCGCAUAAAUAGUAUAAGUAUAGUAAAAAGUUUCGGGCGGUCUCUCCCUCUCUCUCUCUUCGACGCGCAACUAACCAAACCAGUUCACUUUCUUCGAUCUUUCCCUAUUUCUCUUUCUCACGACGACGACGUCGACAAUGAAGAAGAAGAUGACUGACGACGGCUUCUUCGUCGUCUUCUUCUUCUCCUGUAUUCUUCUGUCUGGCUUACUGUGUUGUUUACGCAAAAAUCCCUGACGUCGUCGUCGUCGUCACCAAAACUGCGACGGUUUCGGUUAGUGCUGCUGUCGUCGUGCUUCUUUCUCUUCUUUUCUCCUCGUUUCUUGUAACUAACCAGGAUCUUCUCGGCUCUUUUGACCACCACCGUCAUCAGCGGGCCGCCGGUGCGCAGCAAUUACGCAAACACAGAGCAAGCACAAACUAAAAAGAAGUUGUUGGCUUCUUCGAUUUUUGCGAGAGAAACUGGUCCUCCGGGCGGCCGCUUUUUGAUUUCCCGCCACGUUUCUGGAACGUUCAAUGCGUCGCUGGUGAAUACGCGCCUCCGUCGCCGCCGCGCGCUUUUCCGCCUCUGACAUCAUUACAGAACGCCUCAAUGCACUUUUACGCGCACGUUUCAAGUGGUCGCGCUCACCGGCAGCGGCCCGCCCGACACAUCUUUUUCCCGCAUUUUAGUUUUGGCAUAGAUUUAUGUACCCAGUAGUGGCAGAUUAGUCCGAAGCGGACACUUUUUUCGUUCCGGUCAGAAAAUAUACGAAUUGAAAGCUUCUGGCUCAUCGGAAUUCGACUGUAAAGCACUCUGUUGAAAUAGUAACCUCCGGACCGACUAAAAAAGCAACUGACAAACUCUUUCCGCUGCUGAAAAGUCUAGAAAAAGACUUAAAAAUGAUCAUCAGUGCCUUUUCUCGAAGUAAUCCUGAAAACCAACCAUCUCUGCUAUCUUUUACCGAGAUUUUCCUGGAAAUGUCCGAAAAACAGCGUUUCACAUUUCGCUGGCCUUGGCUAAACGCCUAGAAAUGCUGGAAGACUGUAAUUUAGAAGUAGAUAGAGCGCGAGGACCAAAAUUUUGUACUUUUUCGCUCCCCACUCGAAAACCGUUCUCUGAACAAUUUUUUUGCAACGUACGCACUAAUACACUCGUUUUUUUCACUCUCCCACCACACUCUCUCAAUUUUUUCAUCACUGCCCGCGCAAUGGUUUUUCACCGGCGGUGGUCGUCGCCGCCGUUGCUGCUCUUUUUUAUGGCUCUGCAAGAGAGAGAGAGAGAGAGAGUGGUGUGUUGACUCAAAUGGAUCGGUUAGAGGGGUGUACCGGCUGGUACCCGUACCAUUCCACUUUUUCGCUUCCAUCUCUGCGUUUCAAUUUCCAUUUCGCUACCACCUUCAUGAAUGUUCUCAAAAGCUUCUUCUUCUUCUUCUUGUCAGUUUUCGGUCAUCUGUUAUGUUAUGCCAUCUGUCCCGCUGCUUCGUUUCGCAUUUAAAUGAGCGUCCAGAGCAGCGGCAGCAGCCGCACAUACACCGAUUGGUGCCAAUUUCAAUGUGGUCUCUGCUGUGAAAUUUCGAAAAUUUGAGAAUUGAGAACGAGAAGACGGCACGAAGAGUGUGAUAAUGUGUCCAGUCUGGUGCGCUCCCCGAGUUUACGAACGGGCGUUUCAAUGUCCGAGAUCUCUUUGCCACUCUACUAAAUAUGCCUGUGCUCUUGCUCUCUAGUCCCAGUUGUUAUUGUUAUUGUUGUUUAUUUAGUUAUCUGCCUCUCUCCCUCCCUCUCUCUCUCCUUUUCUUUAUCCCUUGCCAGCCAGACAGCUCUCAUUGUUCUCUGCCACCUUUUUGAGCCAACGAGCUCGCCAGCCGAUAAGCUAGCGUUUUUUUUAUACAUAAGCGCUCUAUCGCACCAAUUUGCGGCCGCCCUUCCCUUUUUAGCAAAGUUUCAGCUUUAUCUUGAAACAACGCGCAAAAAAGCGUUUUCUUCCAGUUUUUCACCAAACUUUCGGGAAAACAGCGAAUUUUGAAUGUGCUCUCUUGAAAUUGUGAACUCCGGCUCGGCACGAAUUUAAAAACAGCUGAAAAUGACCAUGAUGGCCAAUUUUUGUGAUUCUUUCACGAAAUGAUCAGAGAACCCAUUGCUUUCGGCAUAAUUUGAAUCAAAAUGGCGAAACAACUCAAAUUUCUCGAAGAACUGCAAUUUGAGCGAUAGGGCGCACUUUCAUCACUUGCACUACAUCUUCUUAUUCUCCAUUGUCGAACCACUUUCUCUGAUCGGAGGCUAGCAAUCGAAAACGGUUUUCCGAAUCGCAUCAAACUUUCGCCCGCAUCGCGCGCAUUUCUGAGACCGGCUAACCAAAAUCCUAGCAAGUACUGUGUAAGCCGAAGCACUUGUCCUAGUUUUUCGCGAUUCAACGACGGCGACGAUGCUAGUAGAAGAAGAAGAAGCGAAGCGAAAGCCGAAGAAGCAAUUGGAAGCAGAAGCAGAAGCGGGAGAAGAGGAAGAAGUGGCGGUAGACCUGUUCGAUAAGCCGCCACGUCUUCCUCGUUUUUUGCCUCACCAUCCUCCUCACUUCACACAUUCACUCGACGCCCUUAGUCAGCUGACGACACAGCGUCUUCGGCAGCGACGACGAUCGCGCAACCUAUUCGACGACUACAUUCCAUCAAGCAUCAGGACGUGUAAUCAGCGAUUAUCUGGAAUGUGGGCGCUGAAAGUGAAGCGAAAGCGAUCUGCGAUUUCAUUUCACUUUUCCUCAUACUACUACUGCUACUACUCCAUCAUCCUUUUCUUCUCACUAGAGCGAACAUUUCUUCACAUGCACCGUAAAUACAGUAUUAGAAGGGAAGGGCAUGUUCUUCUAUUUUCCAACGUCCGAAAAUCGACUUAAAACUCUAGCUCACUUUGCUGAAUGCCCUUCUAUUACUACCGAGACAUUUCAAUGUGAAUGCGCUCUGAAUCCCCUCUUUUUUUAAUCUCCGGGCCUAAUUUUGCAACGAGUUUCAGUAGGCGUCGGACCAGAGGUCGAAAUUGCAACAGAGCGCAUUCACUUUGAAAUGGCCCGAUUGUAUAUGAAUCCAUGCUCCUUUCCGCCCCGCAUCGUUCCAACAUUUUUCGCAACAACAGCAGCAGUCGGUCCGCGAAUAGAAAGAAACGGUCAGGUCACGGAGCGCGCGCGACUAAAAAUAGAAAUGAUCCCAUCGGCUGAGGGUGAGCGCGCGCGCGGAACGGUACACGCUUUUGCGAAACGAAACGAAAGAGAGAACGCAAAUACAUUCCGGAGCAUGCGGUCGGGGCGUCUGCACACCGGAAAGGACGGCCCAGUUCGUUUCUAUGUUUAGAACGGCCGACUCUAUUCUUAGCCUCCAUUUGUUUUCCGCGCGCCGCCGCUCUUUUCCGCGCUCCCCUCCUUAUCAGCAGUUUUAUCACUCGCGCCUCGCUUUCUUCUAAAAUACCGCCGCCGCCCCCCCCCCCCUUGGCCACAAAAGUAGCUGGGGCGUUUGAACCUAAUUCGUCUUGUCAUGGGUUGGGUUGGCUGCCGACCUUGGUGGUGGUAGAUAUCUUUCAUUUCCCCAAUUUGUGUCUCAAUUUAUUAUUCAUACAAAUCAGUCGCCUAAUCAAGAUCGUCUGUCACUAACGCCCACCGGACACGGUUUGACACAUUCCGUUUCUGUUCUCCACUUGUUGCCUUUGACUAAUUGUGGCUAAAAUCGGCGACCGUGGCCGAGUUUUCACCUGGAAUUUCUACUUUUUCUCAUUGCAUUCAGUUCUUACACGUCAUUAAACAUGUUUCGACUCUUUUUAGAAAACGUAUGCCUUGAAAUUAUAAUACUGCAAAACGGUGCGGUCCCUGACAAGUCUGGCGCAAUUUGUCGAGCAUUUUCUUUGUGUUUUUGCACACAUUUCUCUGAAAAGUUGAAAAAAUCGCACUCUAUCGCUCAAAUCGCAACCGCUUUUCCGUUCCUAUUAAUUUCUUGGCCAGUCGUCGGCGGAAUUCGAAAACACUGAAAAAUACAUUAAUUUCUAAAAUUUCUGACAAACUUUUCGUGUCUAGCGCACAAAGUCCGUGUCUUUUUACGAAUUUUCCGGCCCUUUCAGGAAUUAUUUUGAAUUCCAAGCCUAAAUUGUCAAAACCAAGUUUUCGAUCUACCGUAUUUGAACGCCCGCCAUUUGUUUUUCGCCAUUGUUCCGCAAAGCGCGCUUGCAUACCGCCCGCCAUUUCUCCGCUAAUUUGUCAUCAUUUUCUCGACAUUUCUUCGCCAAAGCCGUCCAUUUUUAAUGUUUUCGCCGUCGGAAUCCCGUCCGAAAUUUGUCGCUGACCGCUAAUAUUGCCCCGCUUUCGGUUUUCUGCAUCUUUUCGCUGUUUUUUGUUUGUUUCCUCAGCAUUCGUCUCCGCUCUCCCGUUCUCCGUUCGUUCUUGUAUAGUAGUCGCGCGGCAAAGCAGUCCGUCUUUUUUUGCUUGCUUGCUUGCUUGCGCCGCCUCGUGCCGAAAAACAACAACAAAAAUACCACGCGGCACGCGAAUUUAGCAAGAAAACGCAAAAAAAACGAAACAUCGCCGAGAAAAUGCUCUUUCACACGGUUUUUUAAAAUUCAUGCCCGUGCACUCGAACUUUCCUGGAAGUUUGCAUCGAAAUCCGAAAGCCGGAACACCCGUUUUGUGAACUCAAAAUUACAAAAUGUACGAUUCUGGAAAAGCUCCGGAAUCGUGUUUUGAAAUUUCAGUACUAGAACCAGGGUCGGUGGUCAGCAUAAUAAGGGAGUUUCAGAAAAGUUCAAAUUUCGCCUGAAUAUCUGUAAAUUUGGCAGAAAAUUUGAAGCCAGCGACAAGUCUGGAAAGCAGCAGUUGGAAGCGAAUGCAAAUCGUAGUAGUAGUAGUAGUAGUAGUAGUAGCAGUCGUCGUCGUCUUCUUCUUUCCCUCACAAGCUUCUGCCUUUCUCCGCCCGUUCUCCCUCCCUCCCAUUCGUUUAAGUGUGUGUGUGGUCAUAUGGGAGAGUAUCACUCGUACUUCUCGUACUUCCCCUCCUCGCACUCCCUGCGCGCCCGCCGUCUUGACCAUUCUCUCGUGCCACCCCCGCUCUCUGCGUCUUGGGCUGUCUCUCGAGCGGAUGUGUGUAUGUGUGUGUGUCCAUACUAUUCGAAUUCGUGGUGCCUUCCAUCUGUCUGGGAGGGCGUCUGGCUUCUCUUCGCCCGCUAGCUGAAAGUCUACAGUAUGCCUGUGCCCACUCUAACUACUUCUAAUUUGCAUCUGUUCUCGUGCGGGGCGGGCGGCAACUAGCCUAGGAAUGGAAUUGGGAGAGAGAGAGAGAGAAUCCGGUUCUCUUAAGUCUUCCAAUUCUAUUCUUCUUCCAAUCGAAUUGGAUUCUGGAUUCUAGAUUCUAGAUCCCAGAUCCUAGAUUCUGUAGGUUCUAGAUUUGAGGUAUUACAUCUUAGAUUUUAAAAACUGCAUCCUAGAAAAAAUAGCUGAAAAUACCUAGUAUACUGUAGCUCCUCCCCCUCUCAAGUUUAAAUAUUACGAAACUCUUCAAAGGACACGAUGAUGAUUAUUCUGGCGCCCAGCACUCCCGCGUUCUCGGUCAGGGUUAUAGACGCGGGGGCCCCCGACCGGUAGGUGGUACGGCGGCAGGUAUAGGGGUGACCGAGGGACAGGCACAGUCUCUCGGGGGGUCGGCGACCGGCGUGCACCUCCUCCUCCUCCUCGCCAUCUCCAUCUCGCGCUCUCUCGUUGGCGCUCUACAGACAGAUCCGAGAUGGUACACGGCGAGACGCAGGCGGAGUGACGCGUGGACACACGGACGGGGCGCGCGCGUACUAUCUCUCCUCUCCGCGCGAUUCUUCACGUUCUUCUAUAUGUAUAUAGAUUCCCUCCUCGAUCCAUCCAGCCCGAUCCGUCUCGAUCCCUUCACACUCACACACAGUCACACUGAGACACGGAGGACACGGGCGGACGUGGGAGGAAAAGGGGAGGAGACAACAUUCCCGAGAGAAGAGGUGAAAAAUAAGGAUGAAUUCUCGAAUUCCUUUCUUCUCCUCCCCCUUCCUCCUUCAUCAGAACUUCCAGAAAGUGCGCGGGCUCGCCGAGCUGAAAAUGAGUCAUGUCGCCCCCACUGCCCCCCCCCCUUUCUUCUCUGCUUCCUCUUCUUCGGAAGACCUCGUCAUUCUUUAUCCACUUCCGUUCUUCUCCUUUUCAAACUUCUGCUUUCAGGCUCGAGCAGUUCCUCCGGGUGCAGCUCCUCGUCCGUCGAGCUCUACGACCUCGCCGCCCACGCAGCUCUCAUCCGACAACAGCAGCUCCUGAACCAGGGCCUUCCGAUACUGCCGGAUCAGUUGGUCGCCCAACACCACCAUCAUCAACAUCACCCGCUGCAUCAACACCCACAACAUCCGACCGGUCCUCCGCCGCAUUUUGUGGUGCAGCAGCAGCAACAGGCUCAGCAGAUCCAUCCACUUGUGGCAGCCGCCGCCGCCGCCGCUCAUCAUCCGCAUUUGCCACCGGCAGCACACCUUCCACGCGCCGAGGGUAGGUCAUCGUACCUGACGAACUGAAAACAAUGUUAUCUGUUAUUUUCAGUGAUCCAACAGGCGCCGCACUUUGUGCUCCAUCAACACUUGCAGAAUUUGGUACAACAGCAAGUGCACCAUCCGCAUCAUCCGCUAGUUGGUAAGAGUUUUGACCUCUUUUUGUGCGUGAUUCGCUCGAUUCGAUUCGAUUCAAAGACCAGACAGAACAGUAAACUUGAUCAGUUCGCCCUUGCAAAGUGCACACUUUGCUGCCCUUUUCCGUGGCUAGAACCGUGUGUAUCUUCCCGAACACACUGGCUUGUUUUCCACGUCUUCUUCGUCGUUCCGCGUUGAUGUUUUUGUUGUUGGCGCGGCGAAGAACGCAUUUUGUCGUCGUCCUUUAGAACUAGUGCCAAAGAUCGCGAGUUUCCGGAAACUGGGCGAGCACGUACUACGGGCAAUGAGUCAAAAUGCGUUCUUCUAGAACACUCGACCUCUUCAACGUUGUUUUUGUGUGCUCCCGAAGACCACAAUAAUAGAUUUUUGAACUUGUAAUCUGAAAAACAAGUCGGUAUCAGUUGCCGAUCACAUUUUUGUAGAAUUCUAGAUUAAAAUGUCAGCCCAUAUCAUAUUACUCAGACUGCUUAGCUUGAGAUUUUGAGGACUUUGACGAGUCUUUCUGUUAAAUGACUCACACCAAUUCCUAGAGUCAGAACUUGCUCCCACACCUCCUUUUCCGUCAAACAUAGUAUGAUUGGCUCGGAACCUCAUCUAGGACGUCACACUCACACAUUCCGCGAUUAACGUCAACGACGACGGAGUCAGCAGCCGGGGGAAAAUUGGAUUUUGAUCUCUUCGCCAUACUACUUUUUUUUCCUCUCCCUCCUCCGAUUCUGGAUGCGUAAGCAGCCAGGUGUCCGCAAAAUUCACUUUCAGUGUAGGCGUCCUUAUUAGCUUUGCCUGAAUUUGUUGAACUUGUACUUUGGAGGCUUUUCCUCUGGGAGCGAGCUCUCUCUCGAUCGAGCAAGCACGGAGUACAAGACAGAAAGACGACACAAAAAGUGCAAUAUCUCCGUCCUCUUCUUCUCGCCGCGCUUCUCGUCUGACAGAAGGGCAUCCCGAAAGAGGCGUGCCCCCGCCUCCCUCAUUCUCAAAUCGCCGAGGUUCUCCUCCCCACACCCUUCCAUUGCGACUACUACCACCACAAGCUCUUGGCCUAGGGAGGAGUAGUCACCACACUCCCUCUCUCUCUCUGUCUCCGUUUCUCUUCCUCCUCCCUUAUUUUUCUUUCUUUCUCUCGGUCCUACAUCUCGCGGGGUGUGUGAGAGGGAGGAACUGCCUGGCAUUCAAGGUUAGCCCCAAACGCCCCCAGUGCGACCCCAUCAGACCUUCUUCUUCCUAAUUCUUGCGUCGACGCCGUUUUGCUCUUUUUCGGGCAAUAUAUUUGACUAAUUUUCGCAAGGUGUGUGCGCAUUUUAAAGAAGACAAUUGAAAUCAAAAUCCAAGAAGAGACAAACGACGAAAUUGCGAAAAUGCGGGACAUGAUCUAUGGUAAUCUUUUUUGUCUGGUCUUUGAAUUGAAUAUUUCAAAAAGGUUCAGUGUUUCAUUCCUAUGUAACGAAAACUAUAUUUACAGGUGACAUGGCCCUCGUAUCACAUACACAUCCAGCCGCUGUCGGCUCGACGACAUGCUACGAGAAGAAUCAGCAGAAGCAGCAGCCGCAGAUUGUACAGCAACCACAGGUUGGUUCUUUUUUCAUUAUCUUAACAAAGGAAAACUUCUAAAAAUUGACCCAAAUCCGAAUGAUUUUUUUAAAUACUAUGCGAUAAAAAGAAAUGGUCUGACUGGUUCACCUCCUUGAUCGCUCGCACUUUGGGGCGCGCCAAAGUGUGCUGCCCUUUGCGUCAUUGCACUUGGCUUAAACACGACGGCACCGCGGCUGCACGUGCCCUUUUAGUUCGUCUCCUUCCCAUUCCCCUUCUUCUUCCCCUUCUUCCUCUGAAGCCAUUGACAUAUCAAGUAUUCACAGAGUUUGAAUAUCCGCCGAAAAUAUUUGUGUAUGUGUGCGCGCUCGACAAAGUUCAUUCGCAUGAACUCGAACGAGGAAGCAAGCUCGGAAGCAUUCUUAUUUUUCCGUCAUGACUCAGACUAACUAGUCAUCAUCACCAGUCGGCGUUCCGAAUGAACAUCCCCUCACGCACGCACUUUAGAGAUUCAGACGAGGGGCGCAUUUCCUGGAAGUCUGGAACGGGCGCGAAAUGCACUCUAUGCGUGUAUGUUUUUCGAUGCAUUAGUUCUUUCAAAAUAGCAGCUGAUUUGAAAGUCGUGUGCCGAUCGACCAGCUGAUAGAGUGAUGCUGAUGGUCAUUCGUUCGGAAAUUCCUGACCUCCUAGCCUGUCUGUGUGUGUCAACUGCCGCCGCCGCUUCCCGAGCACUUUGUGCUCCUGAAGCCUGAGACAACACUCACACUUUGAUGAUAAUGAUGAAGAUCAGGUGAUCAGGCUGUUCUGGACCGGCUACACAACACUUGUGUGUGUUUUGUCUCCACAAACUUUCUGCGUCUCCACUUCGGCCAGUGGCGCCACCAAAAAGUGGAACCACACACCGACGGCGGAAUAUUGUGAUCAAAACAGAUAUUGUGGCGACUAAUUUGUUGAAAGCUUCUUCUUCUUCCUCUUCUUCGUCCGAUUCUUCUACGAUCUGAUUAUUCUUCACCAUUCGACUUCUGCAAUCUUUUCGCUAUUUUGCCGCCUGAUCAAACACGUUUUUCGUACAUUUCGGGGGCCACCCGCCAUUCGACACCACCACGUGACUAUUCGACCACGUGUCUCUCGAUGUCUGUGAGGCUCGUCAUCUGCGUCUCCCCGUGAUUGGUGCACUUUUUACGAUCAGUCAGUCAUUGUGUGCGUGCUGCCAUUCCUCGAUUUACUACGACGACUACUAUUGUGUCAUUGAAUUAACAAAAAUCACCCCAUGAUUCUUCUGGCCAUCAUUGAAUCACUCCUAGAAUACUUCCGUAAGCUAGUCUGGGUACGCAAAAACAAAAAUUACCGCUUUAACCGUACUCUCUCUCUAAUUCCUAUUUAGUUUCAGGCAGCACACGUCUCAUCGAAUGCGAUUCUGGCGGCCGCGCAGCCGUUCUACCCGCCGCCCGUCCACGACACACAACCGGACCGGGCAAUCGGAUAUGGUGCAUUCGGAGUUGUUUGGUUAGUGAUUCAACCAAUAUCUUUUUAUCUAAAGUCAUUUUGUUGCAGGUCAUGUACAGAUCCGCGAUCCGGCAAGCGAGUGGCACUCAAGAAGAUGCCGAACGUGUUCCAGAACUUGGCGUCGUGCAAGCGAGUAUUCAGAGAGAUCAAGAUGCUUUCCUCGUUCCGCCACGACAACGUGCUCUCGCUGCUCGACAUUUUGCAGCCGGCCAAUCCUAACUUUUUCCAAGAAUUGUAAGUGAAGACAGCUGACGACGUGUCCCGCGGCCAUUGAGAACGCGCAAAGUGAAAGUAGUGAAAUUGGCGGCGGCGCUGGAGAAACUUUCGCUUUAUUAUGUGAUACGGUACCAAUCGUCUAGCUGGAAUGGGGGACCAACACCAAAACGCUUGUACCAGGUCGCACCAAUUGUUGACUGUCAAGAUUGAUUAGUCACCACCACCACCCAAACUUAUUUGCUUUCGGUUUUCCGGCGCAGCACUCGCAGAUGUGAUGGCAUUGCCGGCAAGGCGAGCGCGCGUGGCAUGGCACCACCUUACCCCGAAGGCGACGAAGAAGAUAACCGGCACCAGCCCGGCCAUCAGCCUUGCGGGAGGGAGGGGGCGUACUGGUACGCGCGCACAAUGAUGACCUUUUGGCGGGAAGAGGACCGUGUGGCGGCGGCGGCGAGAAAAGCGACGAGUGGUGGUGCGCUGGCCGGGGGGAACGGCCUGUCACCCAAUGGUACGUGCCCUUUGGGCGACGGGAAUACACACGCGCGCGCACUGAAGAGACGGAGACGGUGCAAGACGGCGAGACACAGGCAGACACCCGAACGGAACGGGAAGGACCGGCCGAGGGGACACCCGCCACCACCACCGGGAGCUGUUUUUGUGUGUGUCUCGAGUUGUUGUUGACCUAUGAGUGAUGGCAGACGGAAGAGGGGAUUUCGAAAUGUGUCGAGAAUGCAACAAAAAUUCUUUCUUUUCAGGUAUGUGCUGACCGAGUUGAUGCAAAGUGAUCUCCACAAGAUCAUCGUCUCUCCGCAAACCUUGACGAUUGAUCACGUCAAGGUGUUCGUCUAUCAGAUCCUGCGAGGACUGAAAUACCUGCACACCGCCAACAUUCUUCAUCGAGACAUCAAGCCCGGAAACCUGCUUGUCAACUCGAAUUGCAUCCUCAAAAUCUGCGAUUUCGGACUUGCGCGGACGUGGGAUCAACGGGAUCGGCUGAACAUGACGCACGAGGUCGUCACGCAAUACUAUCGAGCUCCAGAACUCUUGAUGGGAGCCCGGAGGUAUACAGGCGCCGUGGACAUCUGGUCGGUCGGCUGCAUCUUCGCCGAACUCCUGCAACGGAAGAUUCUGUUCCAAGCGGCCGGCCCGAUCGAGCAACUGCAGAUGAUCAUCGACCUGCUCGGCACGCCGACUCAGGACGCGAUGAAGUACGCGUGCGAGGGCGCCAAGAACCACGUCCUGCGCGCCGGACCACGAGCAUCAAACAUCCAGUCGCUCUACCGACUCUCGCCGCAAACCAACGACGACGCGGUGGAUCUGCUGCUGAAGCUGCUGCAAUUCGAUCCCGACAAGAGAAUCAGUGUGCAAGAAGCACUGCAGCACCCGUAUCUGGAGGAAGGACGGCUGCGAUUCCACUCGUGCAUGUGCUCCUGCUGCUACACGAAACCCAACGUGACGUCGAGGAUAUUCGCUCAGGAUUUGGAUCCUUGCGUGAGUUUUUGUGCGACUACAACCCGACGUUAAUCCUCUCGUUUUCAGCACGACAGCCCAUUCGACCCGAAAUGGGAGAAAGACAUGUCGCGAUUGUCAAUGUUCGAGCUGCGCGACAAGAUGUACCGAUUUGUGAUGGACCGAAAUCCUCUGUACGACGUGCCGUUGUGUAUCAAUCCACAAUCGGCGGCCUACAAGAACUUUGCCAGCUCGUCAGUAGCACAAGCGUCAGAAUUACCGCCAUCACCACAAGCAUGGGACAGAUGA
Caenorhabditis sp. 36 PRJEB53466 is the source of this 12388-nucleotide messenger RNA. The record is from the annotation of a GenBank genome assembly. NCBI's taxonomy places the organism in Eukaryota, Metazoa, Nematoda, Chromadorea, Rhabditida, Rhabditidae.